Molecule: messenger RNA, 6961 nt
Organism: Stegastes partitus (bicolor damselfish)
Lineage: Eukaryota; Metazoa; Chordata; Actinopteri; Pomacentridae
Product: collagen alpha-1(XIX) chain
Exons: 54
Coding region: 88-3477 (1129 amino acids)
Cellular component (GO): extracellular matrix
Source: RefSeq, a predicted model, not a curated record
UUUGUCGCUGUUUUUGGUUUGUUUCUGCCUUAGAGGAAACUUUAUCAGCAACUGUUUUCAGGUGGACUGCUUUCUAGCCUCAGAGCCAUGAUUUGCUUGCUAGGAUGGACUGCUUUCAUUUGGACUGUGAAUUCCAUUCCUUGCACUUUUGGGAUGGCAGUAAGUGAACAAACAGAUGGCUCAUGUCCCGCUCUGACCGUAGAGGAACACAGGUUUAAGGAUGUUUUAGAUCGUCCCCUGCAAAUCACAGGAUUUGAUCUCACAGAAAAGUUUCUCCUCCGAAAGGGAACAAUCACAGAAGAGCUGCCGUCGUUCCGAUUAGGAAGCAGUCCACUUAUUAAGCCGACAAAAUCAAUUUUUCCAAAUGGGCUCCCAAGUGAGUACUCCCUUGUCUCCAUCCUCCGGGUAAGAAGAACCACUAAAAAAGACCGCUGGUAUCUUUGGCAGAUAUUUGACCAAUCAGGAGGCAGUCAGGUGUCUGUUGUGGUCGAUGGUGGUAAGAAGGUGUUGGAGUUUUCUUCCCAGGGCUCGCUAAAGAACACCCUCCGCUACACUUUUAAGAGCCGUGACCUACAUGCCCUCUUUGAUCGCCAGUGGCACAAGCUGAGCAUUUCUCUUCAGAGCAACAUAGUCUCCAUUUACAUGGACUGCAAGCUAAUAGAAAGAAGACUGACUGAUGAGAGGGACAGCAUUGACCCCAAUGGGCGCACACUCAUCACUACACGAGUAGAGGACGGACGACCUGUAGAUAUUGAACUGAAACAAAUCCUAAUCUACUGUGACCCUUAUAUGGCUGAGUUGGAAAACUGCUGUGAGCUACAAGAGUGUGGAGCAAAGACGACAUUUAAUGGGACUUCCCCUCCCCUGGAUACAGAGCCGAUCCCCCAGAUGCUGUCUCAGCCGCUCUCACAGUCAAUUGACAGAUGUCACUGUCCGGCUGAAAAGGGGGAUCCUGGUCUUCCAGGCGUAGUUGGACUGCCAGGACAAAAGGGAGAUCAAGGAGACAAGGGGGACACGGGGGACUCAGGGCCUCCAGGAAACCCGGGACACAAGGGGGAACUUGGAUCAGAAGGGCAAAAGGGAAUCGAUGGAGAGAAGGGUCUGAAAGGUGACUCAGGGCCAGUUGGUCCAGUUGGUCCUAAAGGAUCCAAAGGCGACGUGGGGCUGCCUGGAACCCCAGGGUUGCCUGCUGACAACAAAUGCCUCAAAGGAGAUCAGGGCCCUCGAGGUGACAAAGGAGAGAAGGGAUCGGCUGGGGUGCCAGGUCAGCCAGGGGAACCCGGCAAAGAGGGCAAAAGGGGACGGAGAGGAAAGACUGGGGAGCCAGGACUCAGAGGCCUGCCUGGUGCCUUAGGAACCUCCGAAGGAGCAAGUGUCAAGGGGGAGAAGGGUGAGUCUGGAGUCCCGGGGGAGAAAGGAGAGCGAGGAGAUCCUGGUCAGCCAGGUGCCGAGGGGACCGGCGGGAUGAAAGGACAAAAAGGGGAUGUUGGCCCUCCCGGUCCUCCUGGUCCUGUGAUGACAGCUCAUGGAUUAAGACAGCUCUCUGGAACUGAUGAAACAAAGGAAAGAAGCCAGAAGGGGGAAAAGGGAGAUGAGGGUGAGAAAGGGGUUCAAGGACCGCAAGGCCUCAAGGGAAACAUGGGGCCGCCAGGACUAAAGGGAGAUCAAGGCCCAGAGGGGAAGGAAGGACGGCCUGGACCCACUGGACUACCAGGGCUCCCAGGCGAGCCAGGCUCGCCAGGGGAGCCAGGGGUGCCUGGGAGAGAUGGCCUGAAAGGAGAAAAGGGAGACUCUGGAGGACUGAUUGGGCCACAGGGACCUCAAGGUCCUAAGGGUGAGCCUGGAGAACCUGGAGGUGGAUAUAUGGGCGAUGGGUUGUCUCUAGCUCGAGGGUCUCGCGGGCCGAAGGGUGAGCGAGGUGUCCCGGGAUUGCCAGGAGACCACGGCGAAAAGGGCGAACCCGGAGAGAGUGUCAUAGGCACACCAGGCCCCGUGGGACCCCCGGGGAAGCCAGGAAUUGAGGGCCUUCGUGGACCCCCGGGUUUUUCUGGCCCUCCUGGAGCUCCGGGAAGAGAGGGCUCCCCUGGUAGACCAGGCCCACCAGGCCCUGCUGGACCUCCAGGUGAACCGACUGCCCUGCCAAUUGUUGGAGACAUGGGCGCUUUACUUAAGAAUGCCUGCAGUGCCUGCCAGACAAGGGUCCCGGGGCUGCCUGGGCAGAAGGGAGAGAAGGGGUCCCCUGGAGCGCAAGGAGUAGAAGGCUUGGUGGGAGAGAAGGGGGAUCCAGGUGUACGAGGUCCGAUGGGUAACCCUGGGAAAGAAGGCCCUAAGGGAGUGAAAGGAGAGAGAGGGUUCCCAGGCCCCAUCGGAGAUAAAGGUGAUGAGGGGCCUCCAGGAGCACCAGGCCUUCCAGGUGUGACCGGUCGAACAGGGUCCCCGGGGCUCAUGGGUAGACCAGGUCCAAUGGGCCAAUCAGGAACAAAAGGAGAAAAAGGAAAUGAAGGACCUCCAGGCAGACCGGGGCUUCCAGGACCUCCGGGUGUGCCCAGUCUGGAGAGCAAUGGGAUGAGCAGUCUGUACAAGCUGCAGAGUGGUGGAGCUAUUUUAGGACCCCCUGGAGCUCCUGGUGCUCCAGGUCCCAAAGGAGAUGAUGGACUUGCAGGAGAACCAGGGGCCAUGGGAUUACCUGGGCUUGAAGGUCUACCCGGUGCUAAGGGUGAUAUCGGUUUGCCUGGUCCACCUGGGAUAUCAGGUCCUCCAGGGAAGCCCGGCACUCGUGGAGAGCCAGGGAUCCCAGGAGAGCCGGGUGAGAGGGGGCCGCUCGGAGAGACAGGAUUCCCUGGGCCCGAGGGACCCCAAGGUGUUGCUGGCAGACCUGGAAAAGAUGGAACUCCUGGAUACAAGGGAGCUACAGGUAGACCAGGGGACAGAGGAUCCAAAGGAGAACGUGGUGAUCCAGGGAUUCCUGGAGAAAGAGGUGUUCAAGGCGAGAGGGGUCGCAUUGGAGAUUCUGGCCCAAUAGGACCGAUCGGUCCACAGGGUCAAAAAGGCGAUCCUGGACCUCCAGGACAGUUGGGGAGUGUUAGCCUCCUGGGUGAUCCCGGCUUCACAGAGGAACUCAGAAUGUUUAUUCGAAAUGAAGUGUUGAGGAUUUUUGAAGAGAAACUAUCGAACCCCGCCAUGCUGCAGAAGACACCUGCGGGCAUUUUAGCUUCCAACGUUCAAGGGCCUCCAGGACCACCUGGAAAAGAUGGAUUACCAGGCCCACCUGGCGAGCCCGGACCUCCUGGUCCUCAAGGAUACAGAGGUCAGAAAGGAGAACGAGGCCAGCUGGGGUAUGGGUUACCAGGAGAUCCAGGACCCACGGGCCCACCAGGCCCUCCUGGGAUCCAUUCUCAAGGCCCUCCUGGCUCUCCUGGGCCCCGUGGACCUCCUGGGACAUGCGACCCCGGCGACUGUCGUCUUCCGUCCCUAUAAGUCCGGCAGAGCGGUUCGGGCUGGUUCGAAGACGGCCGUCCAGCUCCGAGCUCUGCAGCCACAGAGCCGGAGCAGGACUGUAUCUGACAGGCUUCCUCGGUUCUGAUUUAUCGGUCAGACUCACAACUGACCCCUUUUGUCUACUUUAUAAUAACAUUUGGAAGUCGUCUGGGAUUUUGUUUUUCGGUGGGGAUUGCUGUUGGGCUUGUUUUGAAUGCAACAAGAAAAAAAAGAAAAAAAAAACCUUUUGCAGUGCUGUACUUUUUAAGUUAUUUCUUGUUUUCAUGUCCCCUACUGUGAUGUAAUGCAUUCCUUGUCAACUCUCAAUAUGCCUUUCAAGACCAUGAAAUGACUUUGUUUCGUCAACUUCAGUCCUGCCUGAAAACACAAUCUUAAUUAUUUGUUUGGCUCUUUAAUGGGCAUGUCUAUGCACUCUUCUGUUUUUAUUCAGAUAAGCCAUCGUGCUGGCAGAAGGUACAUCUCAUGUUUCUGUGUGCGAGUUGGCGUGUGCUUGUGUGUGCGAGAGAUAGAGCAAGAAAGAGAUUAGCAGACUGAAUGUACUUAUUUUAUGUGUAGGUGUGAGAAAAUAACAGAUUUUUUUUUUUUGAAUCUCCUUAUGCAACCAAAGUGCAAGCCAAUGUGUCUGAUACAGAAAUUAUUUAUUUUAAGUGUGUUCUUCAAGAAUGUAUUUAAAAGAUGGUACUAAUAAUUGUACUAAAUGUAGCAUGAAUAAUCUGUAAUAUUAUUACUAGAAAGUGGAUUAAUACAUUUCUGGAUUGCUUAUAAUCCCGAAAGAGUUUAGUUUCUUGAAAUUGUCACUCAUGACGCAUUUGUGUGCGAUAAUCACUUUUAAAAAGAACUCGCAGUAUAACGGUUACUGACGAGGAUGUCUUCCCAUUUUCCCGAAGUCCUGUGCCGGUUUCCGAGCACUCAUCAGUGAGGUUUGCCAAAGCUUUUGUAACCCACAAACAAACUCGCUGAUGCUGUUUGUCUGAAGCGAUUUGUAAGACACGAACAUCAAGGGCAGAUUUUUCCACAUGAAGAGAAUGUACUUUAAAUGACAUUUAUGUUCAGCGAGUGGGACGUGACCCCUCAUUUACCUUUACCGUCGGUUUAAUCUGUAAAUAAGUGGUUGUGUACUUUUUGUUUUUCUCAUUUCCUGACUAAUGGGGCUUGUUAAGGGACCUGACAAUAUAAUUUCAUAAGCAAGUUGUCAUUGUAAUGGCGCAUUAAAGUUCUCACUCAUGUUAUCAAUCAUACAUCGCUGCAAAUGUUUGACAUGACUAUUAACACAUAUAUUGUUUACAUAGUGUUGUGUAUGAUGAUUCCUCUGGUUUUAUAUGUAUAUUUUUGGUUUUCGGCAAAGGAAGUCGGACUACUACACUACAACUGACAGACGUUUUUAUUUUGGUGAAAAUACUCAUAAAUGUACUUGAACUCUUGCGUUGUUUUAACAGUAUCGUGGUCUACAGCCUGGCUCUUCACUCACUGACCAACACUGUGCGUCACUGUGUAUUGUUGGGUUCGGGGGGUGUCUUAAGACUGGAGUUUUGAUUUAUUUGUUAGUCUGAGCGAUGUUUAAUGUGCUCAACUAAUUUCAGAAGCUUUUGAGUCAGUUUUAUCUAAACAGGGCACAUUAUACAUAUUAUGCACAAAAGAUGAACUUGUGAUCUCAUUAACUCCAACUGUUUGGUGUCACUUUUCAAGGAUGCUGCAGAUUUACCGAAUGACUAAAGCUCCCAGCAUUCAAGCUUCAGAUUUAAAUGAAUUCCCUGUUUUGAAAAGUUUUAUAAUUUCUUCAUUUAAAAAAUAAAUAAAUAAAAAACUUGACCUCUAUAAUAAUACCAAACAAUGAACUUUUAAAGAAAGCGAUAAUUGGCCUGUAGUCGAUAUUACGUUCCACAAGCUUUCAUUUUGAACUCUGUUUAAUGAGAUUUUGACUCAAAGGCUUUAAUUUUUCUUUUGAAAGUCCUGCUGUGAUUAAUGUUUGAAAGGAUCUGUGGGUGUAUCUGAAAUUUUGUGACAUUAAGAACUCUGUUCUAUCUGCAUUUCAACUUUUGAGAUCUGUUUGACCCUUUUUAUACUUUGUACUUCAUGUCUUACAUCAUAGUCGUCAUGCUUCUCAUACACAUAUAACUCACCCUCUGAGAAGCUACAGAAUACUUUUUCUUUUUAUUUAUUUCAUUUUUUUCUGAGCAUGUCAGCUUGGUUUUUAUCUCUACUAAAUUCUAUCAGUGUGAGUUGGUCUAAUUUUAGAUGGGUAUUGAAUCAAAUGCUUGCCACCGACUUCAUUUUUGAGUUAAAAGAGCCCCCUGCUGGACAUGUAUUUAUUUUCACAUUGCUUGUUAUGUGAAUGGAAAACAAUCUUUCUUUGGUUUAUAGGCCACAUAAAAAUCCCCUCCUUCCACUGGCUUCUGUCCUUUCAUCACACUAAUUUUCAUAUUUGGUUUAAUGGGUUCCCAUCAGAGACAAUAACGCUGACCUUGACGAGAUUCACAUAAGACCGCAUCAGCAAAUUAAUGUGAUCUAAACUUUUUUUCUUUUUUUUUUUGGUGCACUGAUGAGAGCGAGUCCCUGCGUGUAUCGAAUUUAGCUUGAAUUGAUAUUAAUGUGCAGCAGUUUGUGACUUCAAUUUAGCUUAACAGUAUGAUAAGUAGGGAGGACACAAAAUGGCUGCUGAUGUCACAGCUCACUUCACUAGAAAUUUGGAGCCAUUUUACAUCGCUCCAAGUUUAAAAUCCAUUUAUUCUAAGUGGAAAAAUGUGCAAUGAUGGCAAACUCAAAGGACGGAGUUGUUGUCGGCCGAAGCAUUCUUUGGAAAUGCUGUUAUCUAUCUUAAGUCAGGCUUGUCAAAUAAUGCAAAUUCACUUACAAACAAUAACACCACUUUCAUUCAUUCAAAUAUUUCAUUGUUGCCUCUUUUUUUUUGUGCUCUAAUGUAAGUUGAUCUUGUUGCCACAUAUAAUCUAAUCUUGUAAGUAAGCUUGUAACGAGGGGGAAUAUGGAUCAGCCUCAGCACGGUCCCUCAGAUUAAAAAUGUCUGCCUGCUGCUCUCACUGAAACUGCUCUUUGCUCCUUUGUAAGCUCCUGUCGUGCGGAGCGACUUUAAUGUUUGUUUUUUGGAAAGUCUUUUGUUUCGUUGAAUAUCUACCUCAGUCUUGGUUUACCACAUGUCUAUAUGAUCAGAUAUCUCGGAGAGAGAGAGAAAAAAAAUCAAAACAACUGUUGCCUUUUACUGAAAAUGCAAUUUAAAACCUCAUGUGUAUGUAAAAAAAAACACAUAUUGCAGUCCUGGAUGUUGACAUCAGUGAAGUGUUCAUUUAAAAAAAAAAUAACAAGGGACGUAAUGUUCCCUCAAGUGUGUGUGUGUGUGUGUGGUUACCAGGUAUCAGAGGUUAUAUUUUACACUUUUCUUUGCAGCUUAUUUACACUGAUUUAUGACAUCUGCCUUACACGUGUGCAAUAAAUGUUAUCCACUGCUUUA